UUACUCUGCAGAUAAAAACAGAAUGGGAUGUGACUUCAUCGAGCAGCGUCAGAUACUAAUUCGUGCUCUCAGUGUUUAAGGUUCCAGUAGCAGCUGGUGCAAAGAUGUGACUGUCAUCUGGGCCCUCAUGAUUGACUAUCCCUAGAUGCCUGUAUAUGAGGCCUUCUGCAUAACAAAUUCCCAUCUCCUUUGUGGAUAAGUAAAGUUACUGGAUUUGCAAAAGAUUUAAGACAUCAAAAAUGUCAGAGACCCGGCUGAAAACUAAAGUGGACAGAGCGUUUGCAGUCAGGGCCCCGAGGCUCUGGAACAGCCUGCCUGAGGGAAUCAGGUCAGCCGACUGGUGAGGCCUUCGUCACUCUGGCCACCACAGACUCAUACUGCAUGGGAGCUACAGUGGUGGCUAGAAGUUUACAGCGUCACGGGACAACUCGCAGCAUCGUCGUCAUGGUUACACCAAACGUCUCAGAACAGUCAAGGCUUUCUCUUAAGAAUGUGUUUGAUGAGGUCAUCAUGGUGGAUGUGAUGGACAGUGAGGACCAUCUCCACCUGUCCAUGCUGGGACGACCUGAGCUUGGCAUCACCUUCACCAAGAUCCACUGCUGGACUCUGACCCAGUACAGCAAAUGUGUCUUCCUGGAUGCUGACACACUUGUUCUGUGUAACGUGGACGAGCUGUUUGAGAGAGACGAGCUGUCAGCAGCUCCUGAUCCCGGCUGGCCCGACUGCUUCAACUCUGGCGUGUUUGUCUUCAUGCCAUCCCUCCACACCCACACCAGCCUCCUGGAUCAUGCCCUGCAGCAUGGCAGCUUUGAUGGAGGGGACCAGGGCCUGUUGAACUCUUUCUUCAGCAGCUGGCCAGUGGAAGACAUCAGUAAACACCUGCCAUUUGUCUACAACCUCAGUGCCAGCUCCGUCUACAGCUACCUCCCUGCUUUCCAACAGUUUGGCCACAAUGCAAAGAUCGUCCAUUUCGUAGGAGCAUUGAAACCCUGGAGCUCCAGCAGCCAGAGGGAUGACAGCCGCUCACACACCAUGGAACAGUUUGUGUCUCUGUGGUGGAAGGAAUACCUCAGUUUUACAACAUCAUCUCUACCAGAGACACCGUCCAGUCAAGACUGGGAGAAACCACAACCGAUCCAAGAACAAGAUGCCAAGAUGCCAUUUAGAGAAACCUUGGACAGCUCUGAUUCACUGCUCGCACAUUUUUCACCCCCUUCUAAGAGGCUUCAUUCACCAUCCGAACCAAAGACGUGUUCCCACACAGAUAACACACCUUUGGAGGAAGAUUCAAGAACAUCAUCUGAGAGGACAGAGAUCCAGGACCCACCUUUUGAAGAAGAGGGCAGCGAUGGCGCCUCAGACACUGCUACACAUCCUAGGGCUGCAGACACAGAGACAGAGAGGCUGGAGCAUCGCAGGCUGUGGGAGGCCGGGCAGGCUGACUACCUGGGCAGAGACGCCUUCCAAAACAUCCAGAGGAUGCUGGACCGCUUCCUGGAUUAACAGAUCACACACAGGAACAACUCUGUUACCCAAACUGACUUGUGUCCUUUAUUUGAUUUUAGUCAGUUUAGUCUGAACCCACUGGUUCUAGGCUGGCAUUUCAGGAUUUGACUGAUGUGUUUUACAGGCAGACAAAAAUACAUAUUCGUGUAUCUGUAAGUCCCUAUGUGUUAGUGAUGGGAAUUCCGGCUCUUCGAAGGGAGCCGGAUCUUAUGGCUCCGUUUCUUUCCGAGAGCCGGCUCUUUGGGCUCCCAAACCGCUCUUCAUUUAGUACCACUGCUGCUGGUGGCUGUCUCAGUUACAUUCUUAUUUGUUGCAAGAAAUAAAUAUGGAAGAUUCUUCAUCUGCAAUACAAUUAAAUAUUGUGUCAUAUUGAUGGUUAAAAAGUGGGAAAUGUCAAGAAUAACUAUCCUAGUUAUGUAACA
This is a messenger RNA of Siniperca chuatsi (mandarin fish), 1928 nucleotides long. RefSeq names its product glycogenin 2 (gene gyg2). The transcript has 10 exons. Gene Ontology annotation, cellular component: cytoplasm. The record is from RefSeq and is a predicted model, not a curated record. The coding region runs from base 382 to 1503 and encodes 373 amino acids. Gene Ontology annotation, molecular function: glycosyltransferase activity. NCBI's taxonomy places the organism in Eukaryota, Metazoa, Chordata, Actinopteri, Centrarchiformes, Sinipercidae.